AGAUAAAAAAAAAUGCUCCGCUCAGCUCCAGUGGCUCCUCUCCUCGUCCCGCUCCCCUCUCCCUUGGCUCUUCCCCUUCCUCUCUCCCCACCACCUCCUAACCCUAACCCUAACCCUAACACUAACACUUACCCUUCGCACCGCCGCAUUCGUCGCCGUCGCCUCCUCCUCCUCUCCGUCCCCCUCCUCGUCGUCUCGGCCCCUCCCCCUCCCCACUCCUCCGCGCGUGGCCUCCUCCGCAUGCCCCCCGCGCGCCUCGCCAAUCGCUACUUCCUCGUCCGCGCCGGCGAGUCCGCGUACGAGCGCGCCGGCGUCGUCCGCACCAACCCCGUCGCCAAGACCUCCGUCGACAGCGGCCUCGCCGCGCCCGAGGGCCUGCGCCAGGCCGCGCGCGCCGCGCUCGAGCUCAAGCGCCUCGGCGCCUGCGAGGACGCGUGCUGGAUCUGGCCCUCCAUCACCCAGCGUUCCUACCAGGCCGCCGAGAUCAUCGCGUCCGCCAACGGCGUCGAUCGCAGCCACAUUGUUCCCGAGUAUAGCUUCUUGGACGCGCGGGGCUUGGGGGCUUUCGAGGGGAGGAGCUUAGAGUCGAUUUCGGAGGUGUAUGCAUCAGAUAAUAUUUCUCCAAACAUCAAGCCCCCGCCUAUCAGUGAUGGAACACCAAAUGAGAGUGUGGCGGAUGUGUUUGUGCGGGUUACACAACUUAUGUCCAUAUUAGAGACCCAGUAUUCUGGAGAUACAGUGAUAAUUGUUUCACCGGAUUCAGACAAUCUGUCAGUUCUACAAGCUGGCUUGAUAGGUCUAGACCUUCGCAGGCAUAGUGAGUUAUUCUUUAGCCCCGGUGAGGUCAGGCUUGUUGAUCCGGAUAGCAUUCCCGAUUACAAGCAACCAGCUUCUGCUGUUUACAAGUGUACAAACCCUCCUAGUUGUAAAUGAUCUUUUCUAGCCAGUCUGAUAAAACAAAAAUCCCAAUACAUGUAUUUUUUAAUUGUUACUUACAAACCCUAUUGUAUAGCAUGUCCUUACUCUGGUUAUUUGGGGCUCAUUACUGCUACUUAGAGUUACAAAUAUAAAUGAUAAAGAAAUUACAUUUAGUUGCUGAUCUUCUUUCAA
This is a messenger RNA of Ananas comosus (pineapple), 1110 nucleotides long. RefSeq lists its product as uncharacterized. Lineage: Eukaryota; Viridiplantae; Streptophyta; Magnoliopsida; Poales; Bromeliaceae. The record is from RefSeq and is a predicted model, not a curated record. The coding region runs from base 13 to 933 and encodes 306 amino acids. The transcript has 4 exons.